UUUUUUUCCUUUUCCCCCUAUUUUUAAAUCUUCCUCCCGCUCCCCCUCCGCACCCGGCACUUCCGGCUGGUUUCCGGGCGGUUUCCGGAGCGGCUCCGGCGGCGGCGAUGCUGGAGGCGGCGGCGGGGCCCGCGGCGGGCGGCGCGGAGCAGCGCGGGAGCCGCUUCAGCGUCCUGACGUGGGAGCAGGUGCAGCGGCUGGACCAGAUCCUGGGCGAGGCCGUGCCCAUCCACGGCCGCGGCAACUUCCCCACGCUGUCGGUGCGGCCCCGCACCAUCGUGCAGGUUGUCCGCAGCCGCCUGCAGAAGAAGGGAAUCACCGUGCACAACGUCAGGCUGAACGGCUCAGCAGCCAGCCACGUCCUGCACCAGGACAGCGGCCUGGGCUACAAGGACCUGGACCUCAUCUUCGGGGUGGACCUGAAGAGCGAAGACGUUUUCCAGCUGGUUAAAGAUGUGGUCAUGGAUUGCCUGCUGGACUUCCUCCCCGAAGGUGUCAACAAGGACAAGAUCACGCCCAUGACCCUGAAGGAGGCCUAUGUGCAGAAGCUGGUGAAGGUGUGCAACGAGACCGACCGCUGGAGCCUCAUCUCGCUGUCCAACAACAGCGGCAAGAACGUGGAGCUCAAGUUCGUGGAUUCCCUGCGGCGCCAGUUCGAGUUCAGCGUGGACUCCUUCCAGAUCAUCCUGGACUCGCUGCUGCUCUUCGGGGAGUGCUCGGAGAACCCCAUGGCCGAGAGCUUCCACCCCACGGUGACCGGGGAGAGCAUGUACGGGGACUUCCAGGAGGCCAUGGAGCACCUGCGCAGCCGCGUCAUCGCCACGCGCAACCCCGAGGAGAUCCGCGGCGGGGGGCUCCUCAAGUACUGCAACCUCCUGGUCAGGGGCUUCAAGCCCAAGUCGGAGGUGGACAUGAAGGCCCUGCAGAGGUACAUGUGCUCCAGGUUCUUCAUAGACUUCUCGGACAUCGGCGAGCAGCUGCGCAAGCUGGAGGGGUACCUGCAGAGCCACUUCGUGGGCAUGGAGAGCAACAGGUAUGACUAUUUGAUGACCCUGCACAGGGUGGUCAACGAGAGCACGGUGUGCCUCAUGGGACACGAGAGGAGGCAGACCCUGAACCUCAUUGCCAUGCUGGCUGUCAGGGUCCUGGCUGAGCAGAACAUCAUCCCCACCGUCACAAACGUUACCUGCUACUACCAGCCAGCCCCUUACGUCAGCGAAAUAAACUUCAACUACUACGUGACCCACGUGCAGCCCUUCCUGCCUUGCAAUCAGUCCUACCCCACGUGGCUUCCCUGUAACUGAGCCAGGACAAGCUCCAAGGGUCUGUCCUCCAAGGUAUUUCCUUGCCUUGGGGGGGUUUGGGAGGGUGGGCAGGGGGAACAAAAUAAAAACCUCCCGACCUUCCUAGGACUGCGACGAAAGGAAACUUCCUGGACUCUUGCUCGAGUGUCUUGUUCCUGGGAUUGUUGGAGCGAGGCUUGUCUGCUGUACACUGUGAUGGGAAGUGCAGUGUUAGGGGGAUGACUCCUUGUGGAAUUGUGGAGGCAGUGGGGUGGGUGGGGUGUGUGAGGGGAGACUGUAGAAUUACGCUAAGGUAGAGCUGCACUGCCCUGACAUGGAUCUGAAUUGUGGUUUUUUUUUUAGUGCAGGAGGUGUUAUGGGUGUGCAAACUUGUGGUUUCUGCCGAGAGAAGCCAGAGUGGCUAAUUCCUUUGAAGGACCAAAGAAUCCUGUUUAAGUGCCUGUAACAAUAGAAACACAACUGUACUGUAAACCUUUAUUAUUUUUUUGCGGGGGCUGACGGCCCAGAGCUUGAGUGGGGAAUGUCUGAAGAGGAAAACGUUUCUGUCGUGGGUGGGGAGGGUCGCAAGAUCAUUUCUUAUCCUGGCUGAGGCCAGAGCAGGUUCUGUGUGGCUGAGGGGUUUGGGCAGGACCAGCUGGAGCCAAGAGCUGCCCAAGUGGGGCUGCAUAACCCAGGGCUUGGAAAGGCUGGAACUGGGAGCACUGGGGAGGGGAGGGUGCAUGCUGGAAAAUGCUGUGCAGAACUUGCUGGAAAAAAAGGCAGCAGGGACCUACACAUGGAUUUCUUCAAGCUCCCGAGUCUGCAGUGCCAAAAUAGAGUUGAGUUCCUAAAUGAUGAGGCAGGUGAUUUGUCCAGGAGCCUGCCCCAGGCUGCCAUACCCAAUCCUGUGUUUUCUAGGGGAAUUUGAAAUGCUGCUCUUCCUUUUUUUUUUUUUUUUGACAUGCAGUGUGAUUUUAAUGCACAAAGCCAGAGGCCAGCUGGGCUCUCGGGGAAGGUGAGGCUUGUCCUUUGAAGCACAAAUCAUCCAGGUCACUGGUCAGUCAUUUCCAGCUGUCCCUGUGUCCUCCAGGACCUCUUCCAUGCUGGAAAUCAUCCCUUGGGCAGGUCCUGUCUCCAAAGCAGAGUUCCCAGCUCUGAUUCCCUGUGUGAUAGCAUUUGAAAUUCAUCCUCUAGCUAGAAAUGGAGCCUGGGGGAGGAAAGUGGGGUGAAGUUAGUUGGCCUUAGGAAAAAAAUGUCUUCUAAACAGACCCUGUUGUGUUUUGAGGUUUGGCUCUCUGUCCAACGUGGCGUUGGAGUUGUUGGGUGUCCAGAGCAGAGUUUUUGUGAGGUGCCUGGGCUGCUGUGCCUGCAGCCAUCUCAGAGGGAUUGAGGGUGCAGGGAGCAGAGGGGCAGGCUGCAGGCAUCCAUCCUGGAAUGCUGCUCCGGGAUCACCUCGGCUCCCUGCCGGGCUGGGGCUCGAGGACCUUCACUGACCUGUGGGGUUUUGGUUUUUUUGUUUUUGUGACAAAACUGUAAUAGCUGGGCAGAUUGAAAUAAAGACUAGAUCCUUGGAAUGUGCAUAGCCAGAUUGGUACCUUUUUUGGGGUAGGGGCAAUGUGGAGGGGGAGUGAGGGGUGGGGGGUGGCUCUGGCCCCUGACAUGACCUGGCCCUGCCCUGCCCCUCCUGUCAGAGCUGGGUGAGAGGUGCUGGCCCUGGGGCCACUGCAGGGCUUUGCCUUCAUGGCCAAGUCCCCCAAACUCCCUGUGCUGGGAGCUUGGGAUUUCCAGUGCAAGGGAAGUCUUUAAGGGCUGCUUUUGGGAGCCCCAGAGUGCCACUGCUGUGGCUUUGAGGAAGAUGAGAUUUUUUUUUCUUUUUUUCCCUUGUAUUUUGAACUGUAGAUGCCCUGUAGCAGGUUUUUUACAGGCUGCUCCUACCCACAGACACACUAAACUGAGAUUUCCUCCUUCCUUCCCUUUGAGAUGCCCAGAAAGAUCCCCUACAGCCAACAGCUCGACAGGGCGACCUACCAGUGAGGAGAUUGCACUUUGGAUUUAUGGAGUGUGUGUGCUGGGGCUCUUGUGAAUGGGUUGAACCUGAAUUUUUCUAGACCUUGCAGUGAUACUGUGCUGCCUCCUGUGAGGGGGCAAUUGGAAGAUUCCAGUAGCUUGAAUGGCACUUGAUUUCUUUAUUUUUUUUGUUGUUUUGUUUGUUUUAAAUGUCUUUUUUUUUUCCUACACCUGUAUCACUUGUCAUGCAUUGGGCUUGACAUAGACUCACUAGAUUCUUUAGAAUCUGUUACGAAUAAAUACAGUGUAUUCAAAUUUGUUGGGUUAUUUUUAUUUGCUUGUCCAUGUGGGUAGUGUGACGAGGAGAUGACCCUGACCCUGCUCCCACCAAAAUCCAGGCUGGGAACCAGCUGGGCCCCUCCAGAGGGGCAAGCUGAGAUCCUGGCUGGACCUGCCCAGGUGUUCCCCCAGCCCGGGGCAGCUCUGAGUCCUGGGCAGGGCCAUCCCUGAGGUGGGGGUGGCACUGGGAGCCCCUCCCUGAUGGUUUUCCCUGCUGGUUUUCCCUGGCUGUGUCCCUGCUGGUUUUCCCUGGCUGUGUCCCUGCUGCUGGGAGCUGAGCUUGGCUCUGUGAGCCACCUGAGCGUGGCUCCUGCAGGAGGAGAGGCUGGGAGGGUUCCUGUCCCAGGAGAAGCUGUGUGCUGAGCUGUGCUGCUGCUGCUCAGCUCCCGGGGAUGGCUGGCAGGGGUGCAGCUCCUCCAGCCCUGGCUGCCCUCCAGCCUGAGAUGAAGUUUCACUUCCCCCUGUCAAGCUCCAGGCAGUUCUGGUUCCACUGCAACAAUGGAGCUGACGAUGUGCCAGUCCCUCUUUGGGACAAACUCGCUGGCUCUGCACCUCCGAAUUUUCACAGUCCAGGGCCAGAGCUUCCCUCUGACAGCAGGGCUGGGAUGUUCGUGCUGGGCUGGCACUGCCAGGGUCCCUGUCCCUGCUUGGGCAGGCUCUGCCUUUUGCAGGGCUCCUUUCUCUCCACCCUGCUGGGUUUGGAGACGUUUCCCUCUUUCUGGCACAAGCCCAGCACGAUCUCCUGCCUUUUCCCAGUGUGUCUCACGUGUGGGAGCAGCUCUGAAGUAUCUGAGUCCCUCAGCUGUCUUUGUGUGGGUGGCUGGUCCUGCUGGUGGUGUGUGGUGAAUAAGCUGCCUCUGGAUUUGUGACCCUGAGCAGAGCAACAAAAGCCCUGACAGAGUCGGCUCGGCAUUGUUGGAGUGGAUCAGAGCAUACAAAGGGAUGUUGGUGGAAAGUACUCGUUGUGAUCAGAAAGGAGCUAUCAAUGUUUACAGCCGAGAUUCCCAUCCCUCUUUUGUUAAUUGUCAAAUAAAAAAAAAACAGCUCUAUAUUUUCUCACA
Messenger RNA from Catharus ustulatus (Swainson's thrush), 4690 nucleotides. It is a transcript of the gene TENT5B, whose product is annotated as terminal nucleotidyltransferase 5B. The record is from RefSeq and is a predicted model, not a curated record. NCBI's taxonomy places the organism in Eukaryota, Metazoa, Chordata, Aves, Passeriformes, Turdidae. Gene Ontology annotation, biological process: mRNA stabilization. Gene Ontology annotation, molecular function: RNA binding; poly(A) RNA polymerase activity. The coding region runs from base 108 to 1304 and encodes 398 amino acids. The transcript has 2 exons.